ACUUCGUGAGGUAGUAUACACGAAAGGCUGCGAGGCUGUAUUUCACAGUUGAUCUAUUGGUUUUCGUUCCUGUUUUUCAUCCGAGGCCCAGCAGAGCGAGCCAUCGAGGAGCGGGGGGCGGGUCCCAGUGGUGCGCCGGUGUCCCGUGCGGAAGUCUGAACCCGAGCCAGGGUGGGUUCGCACCCGCAACCCACUCCAGUGUUCUUGCCUGGAGAAUCCCAGGGACGGCGGAGCCUGGUGGGGUCGCACAGAGUCGGACACGACUGAAGUGACUUAGCAGCAGCAGCAGCGGCCCAGAGGGAGCUGAGCGCUCACCCGCCGGGGACCGGGGAGGGGACGCGGCAGGCGUUAGCACAAAUGAAGGCGGACCCCCCGGGCACCGGCGCCCUCGGGCGGUGCGUGAGGCUGGCGACCCGGUGGCCUCGUAGUUCCGGGAGUGCGCGGCACCCGCGGCCGCCGCCACCACCACUGCUGCCGCUGCUGCUACUGCUGUCCGGACUGGUGCAGAAGGGAGCGGCAGAGAGUCCCUGGGGGCUGCCCUUAGUGGCUGAUGGCCCAGCUUCCAUGGCAAAGGUGGUGAUGGCAGAACUGACAAACCUGAAGUUGGAAAACAAGUCAUGGCCUAGAGGGACGCACUCCCUCCGCUACCACUACCUGUACCUGUCAGAGCCGGGCCCGAGCCUCCCUAAGUUUCUUGCUGUAGGCUACGUGGAUGAUCAGCCUUUUAUCCGGUAUGACAGUCGUGUGGACAAAGCUGAGCCCCAGGCUCCGUGGAUUACGCCCAUGAAUGCCAAGUACUGGGAGAAGGAGACCAAGAAGCAGAGGAAAUGGGCAGAGAUUCAUCAGGUGGAGACAUGGCAAACGAUGGGCUACCACAACCACAGCAGCGGCAUGCACAGCACUCACCGCAUGUUUGGCUGCGAGAUCCAGGAAGAUGGCCACUUCAACAGCUUCUGGCGGUUUGGCUAUGAUGGGCAAGACCACGUGUCACUGGACAUGGAAACUCUGAGCUGGGUGUCAGCUAACCCCGUGGCUCUGUUGACCAAGCGCAGAAUUGACACAGAGCACUGCUAUGCUGAGUACGACAAAGCCUACCUGGAAGGCCCCUGCCUCGCCUCCCUGCACAGAUACCUGGAGUUAGGAGGCCAGAGAGUCACCCGGAGAGAACCACCCACAGUACGGGUGACAAAGCACUCAGCCCAGGAUGGGGGUACCACCCUGAGGUGCUGGGCCCUGGGCUUCUAUCCACAAGACAUCUCGCUGAGCUGGUGGCUGGGUGAGAAGAAGUUGAAUUCAAAGCUUGAGUAUAUGGAGCCACACCCCAGUGGAGAUGGCACCUAUCAGAUGUGGAUGGCCGUGUGGGUGCCGGCUGGGGAUGAGACCCAGUACACGUGCCACGUGCAGCACAACAGCCUGAAUCACACGCUCACUGUGUCCUGGGAAAUGCCCUCUCAUCCAGGACUUAGGGCCAUGGUUAUCUCUCUCAUCCUGAUCUUGCUGGUGAUUGGCGGUGUUAUGAGUUUGACCAAGUGCCUUUAAGCCAGGAAUAAGGACCCUUAUGAGCAAGCCCCAGGUGACUGUGGUGAAGAGGACUCCCAUAAUUCUUAAAGCCCAGCAAGAUCAGGAGCUGCUCAACUCAUCUCCUGACAGAAGUCACAAGGAGGUGUUUUGUGGGGUGUUAGGGGGGCCUGAAAACCCACUCCAGUAUUCUUGCCUGGAGAAUCCCAGGGACAGGGGAGCCUGGUGGGCUGCCGUCUAUGGGAUCGCACAGAGUUGGACACGACUGAAGCGACUUAGCAGCAGUAGCAGCAGCAGCAGGAGGGCCUGAAGGCCCCCUACACUGGCUGGCUCAUGUGAUCUGUGAUGGGCCCACCCCACCCCAAAACUGAGCCCUCUUCAUCCCCAUCAGCCUUGUUACAAGCAGUCUGUGCCACUAAGAUGCCUUUACCAUCUUCCUAAAGUCCUUUUAAUAGUCUAAUUAUUUCUGGUUUGGGGGGUGGGAGGAGGGGGCAGUAGUUAUCCCUCAGCUCCUCUUACACUUGACAAUUUGCAGAGUGAUUUCAUGUUAAUUGUAAAUCCCACUUGAGCCUCUCAGGCACUCUAUGAGUUUGGCAAUGUUACUCUCAUUCCCACUUGCCCAACAUGAAAACCAAGGGUCUGGGCAGUCAGGGAAAAACCCGAAAAAUAUCCAGAGGUUAUAAUGGCAGCAUCCUGUGUGUAGCUGCUAGCAUCAGAAAGAAAUGGCUAGAUGCCUGCCUCUUUCAUAGGUGUGUUCUGUAUAUAUGUAUGAUCUCCUUUUGUAUAGAUUAGAGUGUUGGGUGUGUGAGGGUAUAGGGGAGGCAGUAAGGGUAGGUGUGUGAAACUGAGGAGAUAUGUUAGGGUGAGGAUGUGUGGGUGUGUAUAUCUGAGGGUGAGAGGAUAUAUGGGGUACCUGUGAGGGUGAGUGUAUGUGUGGUGUGUGGUAUCCUUUUGUAUUUGAGGAGAAGCUCAGAAGACAGGUACCCGGAGACCUGUUAGUUAGUCCCAGGCAACUGAAGGUUGGGAAACAAU
Messenger RNA from Capra hircus (goat), 2550 nucleotides. Its product is annotated as H-2 class I histocompatibility antigen, Q10 alpha chain. The record is from RefSeq and is a predicted model, not a curated record. The transcript is spliced from 8 exons. The coding region runs from base 358 to 1539 and encodes 393 amino acids. Gene Ontology annotation, biological process: immune response. Lineage: Eukaryota; Metazoa; Chordata; Mammalia; Artiodactyla; Bovidae. Gene Ontology annotation, cellular component: external side of plasma membrane.